Messenger RNA from Helobdella robusta, 453 nucleotides. RefSeq lists its product as hypothetical. NCBI's taxonomy places the organism in Eukaryota, Metazoa, Annelida, Clitellata, Rhynchobdellida, Glossiphoniidae. The record is from RefSeq and is a predicted model, not a curated record. The transcript is spliced from 5 exons. The annotation marks the transcript as partial.
CAACAAUCUAUACCCCAACUGUGGCUUGAAGAUGAAGUCAAAGUUAAAAAUGCUACCUGCAACUAUCCUGUUGAAUAUCUGGGAUACACUGAAGUUUUUGAAUCUAGAGGCGUUGUUGUGUGUGAAAAAGCAAUCAGGGCUCUGAAAUCUCAAACAAGGAGAAGAUGCAAGAAGGCUGUGAUUCACAUUUCAGGAGAUGCUAUUAGAGUUGUUGAUGAAAUAAACAAGGUGUUGCUGGUUGACCAAACUCUUGAAAAGGUUUCCUUUUGUGCUCCUGACCGAAACCUAAAUGAGGGUUUUGCUUACAUUUGUCGAGAUGCUUCUACUAAAAGAUGGCUAUGUCAUGGCUUCCUUGCUAUCAAAGAUUCUGGAGAUAGAAUUAGUCAUGCCUUGGGGACGGCAUUUGCUGUUUGUCUCGAAAGGAAAGUUAACAGAGAGAAAUUGUUAGCCUCU